CUAAGAUUUCUAAAUUUGCAAUAAUAUCACGUGGCACAAUUCACUUAUUAUUUUUUGUCAGCCUUGAGCCACGCCUUCUUUUGGUUGCCUUACAAGUACAGUAUUAAGUGGCUCGCUAAUGGAUCGCGCCGAAGCUCCAGGUCGGUUUGGAAGCUCUUAGGUAUUCAAACAACAAUAUUCGCAGCUCAAUACAUUUACUGUUAUUUCGUCCCAUCAACAUUCUCUUUACACCUCAGCUCAUACGUCCUUUUCGAAUUCUCAAUCACAACUUCAACUAUAAAAAUGUCUACAUUAGAAGAUCUCGAUGAUCUCGAGAGAGAGCACAAGGAAGAGAAGAAGGACGAUGGCGACAAGGACAAGAAGCCAAAUCAAGCUAAUGAUGGUGAUGCUGAAAUGAAGGAUACUGAACCUGAAAAGGAAGAGGACCCAAUAGAUGAAGAGAUAUACAGCUUGGGAACACAAGAUAUCCUCACGAGGAAACGACUUUUGGAGAAUGAUUCCCGAAUUAUGAAGAGCGAGUUUCAACGUUUAUCACAUGAGAAGGCUACAAUGGGGGAGAAAAUCAAGGACAACCUUGAGAAGAUCGAAAAUAACAGGUAGGCUCAGCUGCUAAACAGGCAUAUAGUUAUCACAUCUUAAUCUUCUAACUUUCUGCAGGCAGUUACCAUACCUCGUUGGAAAUGUUGUUGAGUUACUCGAUCUUGAUCCAACAGCCGAAUCUGCUGAAGAAGGCGCAAAUAUCGAUCUCGAUGCUACCAGGGUCGGAAAAUCCGCGGUUAUCAAGACUUCCACUCGACAAACCAUAUUCCUUCCAUUAAUAGGUCUUGUAAAUCCAGAUGAGCUGAAGCCAGGUGAUUUGAUUGGUGUCAACAAGGAUUCAUAUCUCGUACUAGACACAUUACCCGCAGAAUAUGAUAGCAGAGUCAAGGCGAUGGAAGUCGAUGAGAAACCCACGGAAAAAUACACAGAUGUAGGAGGAUUGGACAAACAGAUUGAGGAGUUGGUUGAAGCAAUUGUAUGGCCGAUGAAGGAAGCUGAUCGCUUUAAGAAGAUUGGCAUUAAGGCGCCCAAAGGUUUGUUGUAAAUGUCAUCCACGAAUAAAUAGAUAAUACUGACAUUUGUAGGUGCUCUUAUGUAUGGCCCUCCCGGUACUGGAAAAACACUCCUCGCAAGAGCUUGCGCUGCACAGACGGAUGCAACUUUCCUCAAACUCGCCGGUCCUCAACUCGUACAAAUGUUCAUCGGUGACGGUGCAAAGCUGGUGCGAGAUUGUUUUGCAUUGGCCAAGGAGAAGGCACCAGCAAUCAUUUUUAUUGAUGAAUUGGAUGCUGUUGGUACGAAGCGUUUUGACAGCGAGAAAAGUGGAGAUCGUGAGGUACAAAGAACUAUGUUGGAGCUACUAAAUCAACUUGAUGGAUUCGCUUCGGAUGAUCGUAUUAAGGUAUUGGCAGCAACCAACAGAGUCGAUGUUCUCGAUCCUGCUUUACUCCGUUCCGGUCGUCUUGAUCGAAAGAUUGAGUUCCCUCUGCCAAACGAAGAAGCUCGCGCCCAGAUUUUGAAAAUUCACAGCCGUAAAAUGACUGUUGAUGAUGCUGUCAACUGGCCUGAAUUGGCAAGAAGUACGGAUGAGUUUGGUGGAGCCCAGUUGAAGGCGGUAUGUGUGGAAGCUGGUAUGAUUGCUCUUAGAAUGGGAAAGAAUAAAAUCAGUCACGAACAUUAUGUCGAUGCCAUUGCGGAAGUCCAAGCGAAGAAGAAGGGUAUGUUUCAGCCACUCUAUUCAAUGUUUUCUUCAAUACUGACCUCAUUACAGAUACUGUCAACUUCUACGCAUAAUGUGACUAUUUUAGUGGCGUUUAGCAUAUCUUGCACUGCGAGCCUUGUAAUCAUAGACAAAUCAUGACAUUUUAAAUAUGACCAAACCUUGGAGACGCCGAGUAACUCGUGAUUGAUGAGAGCCGAUGGUCGUAUAUUAAUGAAAACUGUCAGU
Molecule: messenger RNA, 1987 nt
Organism: Sclerotinia trifoliorum
Lineage: Eukaryota; Fungi; Ascomycota; Leotiomycetes; Helotiales; Sclerotiniaceae
Source: the annotation of a GenBank genome assembly